This is a messenger RNA of Folsomia candida, 1559 nucleotides long. RefSeq lists its product as uncharacterized. Bases 391 to 1479 code for a protein of 362 amino acids. The record is from RefSeq and is a predicted model, not a curated record. The transcript is spliced from 4 exons. Lineage: Eukaryota; Metazoa; Arthropoda; Collembola; Entomobryomorpha; Isotomidae.
UUCACACCAUCGCAUUGUCAGUGAGGAUGAGGAUAUGCAAUUCAUAAAAGUAUUUAUGUAAAUAAGCCAGGAAUUCCAAAUGAGUUUCAAAUAUCAUAUCCUGAACGAAAAUGCAAUAAAUAGAGCUUGCAUCACAACUGGAUUUCCCAUAAGUCAAACAACACAAUCACUUUUACUACUUGCUGCCCAUGCAGCCAGCCAAACCACCUUUGUUAAGUAAUAGCGAAACCAUAAAGUUGCCUAAAUUAGGGUUAAGUCAGCACAGGACACACCAAACCACAUAGCACAUUAAGUAAGAAUAAGGACGAUACAUACUUCUUCUCAUUGUCAGCAGUGUGUUGCAUUCCACGAGCUAAGUGACUAGUGACUACUCAAGAAAAAUCUCUCAAAAUGGCAAAAUCCAUUAUAAUAUUGUGUGCAUUUUCAUCCCUAUUUUUGCAUACGAUUUGCACAAUCGCUGCGGAACAAUCACAAACCCCGGAAGGACGUGUCCUCAUCUUGGAACGAUUUAAUCAACUCAACAACAAAACUGUAAAGAUUUUAACGGGACAACAACGACCACCACCUCCGCCUCCUCCUCCACAACAAAUUACUAAUUACAGACCCAUGUCAAAUCAGAAUUAUUAUCCGAACAAUAACAAUCCAAAUACGAACCAGUAUCCACCCCAGUUUCCACAAAGCCCUACUGGUGACCAAUUUGGCCAGGGAAGUGGUCUACAGCCCAGUUACCAGCAGCAGCCUAGCACCAACCUGCACCCACCACCCCCACCACCACCCCCACAAGAACAAGGACAACCCGGCGUGUCAGAAAUCUACGUCCAGAUAAUCGGCGCUAUUGAAAAGCUGGUGGGACGCAUUGAUAAGUUGGACUCGCGACUGUCGACCCUGGAAAAUGUCGUGUUGCAUCUCACCAACAAGAAGGACGCACCCAUGCAAGGAAGCUGCCCAAAAAACUUUGUGAAAAUUGAUGGCAUUCGAGGAAAAUGUUAUCACGUGAGCACCCUCCUCCCACCAGGCUCAGUCCCACUGUUUGACUGGACCACUGCUCACGGGAACUGCGGAAAGAUGGGGGGUCGAUUAGUUGAGAUGGUUCAUUAUGACGAUUUUCUGAGAAUCUCGCAGUUCUUGGUUAAGUAUUCAAACUUCAAGGAUUCUGCCUCCUCUUCGUCAACUACGUCCACAGACUUUUGGAUUGGUGGCAUUAAUCCAGGACUAAUUUGGAUUUGGUCCGAAUCUGGUCAGAAGGUUGGAAUGGAUAAGCAAUUUUGGAAUGAUAACGAUAACUCUUCCAAUGCACCGGGAUGUCUCAAAUUGUCCUAUUCGAAACGAUUGGAUGCAUUCUUCUUUAAAGGAGCUCCAUGUUCACAUUCGCAAAAUAUGUUGUGCGAAAUGAUGGAUAAUUCAGUCUCACGAGCUUUGGCAGAGUUUGAACAAGAAUUAUUCCACGGAGAUGAUCAAUCUGCCAAAGAAGAUGAAUAAAUAUGACAUUGCUAUUAAAAUUAAAUAUAAUUAUGUAAAAACAAGUAAAAUUGAACAUGACAAACCAUUUUUUAAAACCA